Molecule: messenger RNA, 1168 nt
Organism: Topomyia yanbarensis
Lineage: Eukaryota; Metazoa; Arthropoda; Insecta; Diptera; Culicidae
Gene: Noa36
Product: zinc finger protein 330 homolog
Exons: 3
Coding region: 125-1063 (312 amino acids)
Cellular component (GO): nucleus
Molecular function (GO): zinc ion binding
Source: RefSeq, a predicted model, not a curated record
AUCACAAGUCAAAGGCAGCAUAACGUAAUCGUGCGGUUGUGUGCUUAUGGGAAGUUGUAUUUUCGUUAUUUCAUCGUUUCUUUCGUGGCCAUUGCCGUACUAGCAAAGUUAUUGUUCCUGCAAAAUGCCGAAGAAAAAGACUGGUCAGCGAAAGAAAGCUGAGAAGCAGAAACUUCGCCAGAAAGAGAUUCGUAAUCGUGAAUCUCAGCUACCGGAGCAACCUUGCAAUCUACCAAUGGAUUGUGAAAAAUGUGGCAGGAAACAAAAGUCACGUGCCUUCUGUUAUUUCUGCCAGAGCGUGCAGCGUUUGCCUAUCUGUGCACAAUGUGGCAAACAAAAGUGCAUGCUCAAAACAGGUGACUGUGUAAUCAAGCAUGCGGGUGUAUACACCACGGGUCUCCAGAUGGUCGGUGCAAUUUGCGAUCAUUGCGAGGCGUGGAUUUGCCACGGUCGGAAGUGUCUACAGUCGCACGCCUGCACCUGUCCAUUGAUAGACGCCGUCUGUGUCGAGUGCGAACGUGGCGUUUGGGAUCACGGAGGACGUAUGUAUAAGUGCUGCUUCUGCGACAACUUUCUCUGCGAAGACGAUCAGUUUGAGCAUCAGGCUUCCUGCCAAGUGCUAGAAUCCGAAUCAUACAAAUGUCAGUCGUGUAACAAACUGGGCCAAUACUCGUGUCUGCGAUGCAAGACGUGCUACUGUGAGGACCAUAUUCGCCGAAAAGGGUUUAAGUACGAUAAGAAUAAGCCGAUUCCGUGCCCGAAGUGCAACUACGAUACAAGUCAGACUAAGGAUUUGAGUAUGUCGGUUCGAAGCCAUAAGUAUGGUCGUAAACGGCAAGACGAUACCGGAGACGACGAUGACUAUGUUUACGAUGCAGAAUACACCGCAUAUCGCCAAGCAACCGAUCGUUACAAUGAAAGCGACUCCGAUGACGAUUAUGAUGAUGGUUCUGAUGAUGAUGAUGAUGACGAAGAGUCCGAUGAUGAUGAAGAUGAGGAAGCAAGCGGAGAAGAACAAGGAACUGUCAAAGCUGGUACGAGCGCUGCUAAAGGCGGAAAAUGAUAUCGCUGAAUAACAUACUUUCAUUUUCUCUAAAAAGUUUAGUUCACUGUUGAAUCUGUGUAUUGUUUCAAAUAUAUCCAAAUUGGGAUUUUUCCGAUUCAAGAA